AUGUUCAUCCUGAUUACUUACCAACUUGGAAAGGUGGGUGUAAUAAAUAAAGUAUUGUGUCGCCACGACCGUUUGCAAGAGCUACCUGUAAUCAUAUUUUUAAAAGUUUGCAAAACCAGAUUUAUCAAAUAAAUUGUUCGCUAGCUCGUAGGUCAAAAGGGUUCCGCAACGUUUAUUUUUUAAAAGCAAUUUUUUACAAUAUAGGCUUUACAAAAGAUUGAAUACUUAGGUUGUAAGCUUCCCUAGUAAGUAAUAAAACGCAAACUUACAAACGAGAACAAUAGAACGAUGUACAUUAUCGGAAAUGCAAACAAAAUGUGAAAGUUAAGUUUAAAAACGAAUGUAAAAUGUUUUAUUUAUUAAAAAACGAAAUUAAAAAUUUUAUUUUUUGUUUGUCAUCGGUCACAGUUUUCCCAAAUAAAACAAUGGCACGUCUAAUAGGUUUAAUGGGUUUGUGAAAUAAAUAUUGCUUCGUUUUAUUUGGGAAAACUGUGAGUGAUGACAAAUAAAAAUAAAAAUAAAUUUUUAAUUUUUUUUUUAAUAAAUAAAAUAUUUUACAUUCGUUUUUAAACUUAACUUUUACAUUUGUUUUGCAUUUCCAAUGAUGUACAUCGUUCUAUUGUUCUCGUUUGUUAGUUUGCAUUUUAUUCCUUACUAGGGACGUUAACAACCUCAGUAUUUAAGCUUUCUUGAAGCCUAUAUCGUAAAAAGUUGUCUUAAAAUUAAAAGUUGCGAAACCCUUUUGACUCACGAGAAAAAGGCUAAUAUUUAAUAAAAAUGUUUUACAGAAACGUAAUGUAUUAUUACGUUUUUAAGUAAUAAACGUGGGCUUCUUAAAAAAUUUGUUUGCAGGUAGCUCUUGCAAGCGGAAACCUUCAGAAAUUUUUCUUAGAUCCGCCUUUUGAAGUUGGUAAGUUUCGACAUUGGAAAACUAAAUUGCGCUUUAGGACAGAGCCUUACGGUUGGCGUCCACACAAAGAAUAAAACGUUAACUCUGAGUUUUUAUAAUUCUAAUUUCAACGUGCCAUUUCUGCUGGAUUUUCAUUUUAAGUCUCCGCCUUAUGUGAAUAUAUCGUGCCUUCCGGAAGGCGAGCAAAGGUCUUGUAAAGAACGCUAUGAAGACGUACCAACACUCACAGCAUUUGGCUUGAAUAAUAUAACUGUUUCCUAUAAAAGCAAAAGUGCUAUGUUGUUUAAGGUUAACAACGAGGAAGAGCAGUCGUUCGGUUUAAGUUUUAACAUUGGCGACAACUUUCAAUAUAUUGGUACACAACUCGACGAGAGUAUUGAAUACGUUUUAAGGAAUUAG
Bursaphelenchus okinawaensis is the source of this 1309-nucleotide messenger RNA. The record is from the annotation of a GenBank genome assembly. Lineage: Eukaryota; Metazoa; Nematoda; Chromadorea; Rhabditida; Aphelenchoididae.